AUGCAUGCGGAGGCGUACAUGGCGGCGAUAAACCCGGCAAAAGUGUCUAAUCAGGCGGCAACAUCAUCAUCGGAUUCGUCCAAUGAUUUCGAUUUCGAGUCGCUCGGAGAAGGGACGGCGCCGUCGUUAAACCCGAACGAUUACAAAGAGUUUAAAGAAUCCUAUUCAGAACAGGCUUUAAUGAAUAAUAGAAACGAAGAAGACGAGACGGAAUAUCACGCGGAAAACGACGUGGAAGGGAACUUGGAUUUGUCUUCGAAAGCGACGACGCACGAGAUUUUGGAAGCGUUGUCCGAUCAGUCCAUCGCGGACGACGCGGAGGAGCAAAUAGAAUCGAUCGCGGAUGGAGAGGAAAUCGCGGAUAAAGAUGGGUUUGUGGUCGAACACGAUCACGGGGACCCGAACGGGCACAGGUGUAAACCGUUAGUCGGGUUGAGAGGUUUGGAGACGCUUCGUAAGAACGAAAAGAGAUUGAAGGAGGCGCACGAACGCGGGUUGAAUCGGGACGAGUUGAAGAAGAAUCCGGAAGGUUUAUUAGAGAGAGAGGCGGCAUACAUCGACGCCGAGGAGACGAGGAUUGGGUACGAAAACUGUUUGACGACCGUGAUGCCGACGUUGUUAAAAACGACGGAUUUUACGGCCACCAUACGGUGCGAGACGAAAACCGCGCACGAAAAUUUUAACAAAUACCGAAGAGACGCUUUGAAGAACAAGCAGUGGUACGACGAGUUACCAGAGCGAGGACGUUUUUCGCACACCCGAGGCACGGUCUCAAAAAAAGCCGGGAAAGUCAUCGCGUUAUACAACGGGUACGCCGUUUGCGUCAAAGAAACCAUCCCGACGUUACAUUUACAUCUCAUGGAUUUACACAAGGUUGCGAAAAACAAAGACGACACGCACCAUUUAAUCGAGCGCCCGAAGUACGAUCCGAGAGGUAUUUAUAAGACCAACGGGAAACCAAGCGGAGGGAACGCCGGGUUGGAGAGAAGCGUCAAAGAGGCGUUUCAUUUGUUCAGCACGAAAGAUGAAAAUGGGAAUAAAAAGAAAGGCAAUACUAAGAAAGGAUCGCGGCGGAUGAAAUCGUUGUAA
Molecule: messenger RNA, 1089 nt
Organism: Bathycoccus prasinos
Lineage: Eukaryota; Viridiplantae; Chlorophyta; Mamiellophyceae; Mamiellales; Bathycoccaceae
Exons: 1
Coding region: 1-1089 (362 amino acids)
Source: RefSeq, a predicted model, not a curated record